CGCCGUCCGUGAACACUUUACGUACGACAGACUGUACAACAUUAAUACAUAGUUGUCAUUGUGAAAUGGCAGACUUUAUCAAAGGAACUUAAUAACAUACAUCAGAUACAUUCUAUUAGCUCGCCAUUGAUCAGUCCACUUAGCUUCGGUCGAUAUAGGCCUCAAUUUGCAGUCCAUUACAAUGUUGCAUGGCACAUAUGUUUAUAACUGGUGCCACAUGGAACUCUCCGGCAGUUCAACUUGGAACACUGCCACAUCUGCAGACAGACACGCAUGUACCAUACAGUUAAACAGAGACUGGGCUCCAGUCUCGGCAUGCGUGCGACGUGCAGGGAACAUAUGCUUCACUCAGACUGCACAAGAUUACAGGUAAGCUAUGGAAUACUACAGAUACUUGGUAGCAUGGGCUUCUCUGCUGCUGUGGAUCUACCCUGCGAUUGGUCAAGACAUUUGCACAAGUACAUCGUUCUAUCUCCAUCGAAAUAACACAAUCUGCCCCAAUCGGGGCGACGUGAACAUCUUCCAGAAGUUUGGGUUUCAACCUGAUGCUGUCCCGCGGGAUCUGUCUGGCUAUGUUCCCCGCCUUCUCCACGAAGACUCCGUCGUCCACCACGUAGACAGCAAUAAGGCCUUUGUGAAGGUGGGGAGCGGCCACGAGGGCGUCGUGUACAGAGCCGAGAUUAAGGAUUCUAGAACACCCAUCAUUGUCAAGACAUUGAUGAACAAGAACUUUCAUCAAAUCUUCCACGAGGCACGGAUUCUGACGUAUCUAGAUGACGUACCUUCCGUCCCAGACGUAGUUGGUCUUCUGCCAACUGGACCGAGUAUGAAUAACUUGUCAAUAGUGUCAGAGUAUAUAAAAAAUAGUUCCACAAUUGGCGUGUGGUUCAACAACUCCCAUAAAGUCAGUGGCUGCCAGUGGUUAAACAUUUCCUAUCAAAUAGCAGGUGCGCUGAGACACAUAAACGAGAAGUAUGUUCUCCAUAAUGAUCUUCACCACAAAAACAUCCUCAUCCAAUGGAGAAGGUCGGACCCAAAGGUUUAUUUCAUUGACUUCGGGGACUCUACAUUCCGCCAUGGCAGGGCUGUUAAGAACUUCAACCCAUAUGACAACAAAUCACGCCAUGUUUACCUCCCACCGGAAGUGUCUUACGACCAGUCGACUCCGGCAAGUGAUAUAUAUAGCGCUGGGCAAAACCUCCAAACUAUCGGGCGUCUGGCUAAAAUAGACAAGCUGAUUCACCUGGCGGCUGAGUGCAUGAAAAAGGAUCCGGACUCCAGAAUAUCCGUGCGGGCCCUUGAGGAGGCUCUCCUCGCUCUUCUACAGAAAUCCUGCCCUUUAUCUCCCGAUAUCUCAAAGCAAAGAGAGUCACAUGCCCAUCAACCUUGCAGUGGGAAACACCGCGCUUUUCAUCAUCUAUCAUUACCCAUCCUGUUACUGAAGGACUUUACAAUAUAUAAAAGACCUAUGAUAUUCCAAGGCUGGCAUAUAGCAAAGUAUAAUCCUGCAAAGGAGACAGUGGUGAUUCGAACGUUUAAGAGGGUAAGCUUUAGAUACAUUCGUCAUUGUGCGAGAGUGAGCUUAUAUCUGAAUGACACGAGUUAUGUCCCUUUGUUCAAGGGCGUUGUAUUUAUGGGACCUCUGCUGGCUGACAUGGCGCUGGUGCAGAAGGGUGUAAGUGACAGCGUUACGCUGUCGAACGUUGUCCACGACCGAAGCUCUUUCAAUGAAGUCCAGAGAGUAAACUUGCUGAGGGAGGUUGCAAAAGCACUCAUUGUAUUUAAUCAAAGACAUCUUGGGUGUACUCGUUUGCAUACAGAUGAUAUUCUUAUAAACUUUAUAAAUAACAGACCCUCAAUCAAAUUUAUCAGUCUCGGUCGAAUACACUAUGGACGAAAUCCUAAGGUCAAGUACAAACUAACCAGAAAACCGAGAUAUAUUGGAGGAAGGGGUCAUCGCUAUCGCAGCCGAGUCCGGUUUUCUAGUAUGAUACAACAAUUGCUCCCGGAAUUCUAUGACCACGUGAACGAACAGAGCUCAGCAAAUGCGUCAUCUCAGAUAGCUAUGGACAUCAAUUCUGUCUCCGACUGGAUGUUUUCUAUUAGUUAAGAUUACCGACCUCUGUAUACAUGUAUGUAUAUGGCUAUUUUACCUUCUAUUGUUGAACAUUGGAUCUGAAUCACAAUAUUACUUGUUACCUGUUAUGUGUUUGUGAAUGACAGUCUAU
Molecule: messenger RNA, 2228 nt
Organism: Haliotis rubra (blacklip abalone)
Lineage: Eukaryota; Metazoa; Mollusca; Gastropoda; Lepetellida; Haliotidae
Exons: 4
Coding region: 377-2110 (577 amino acids)
Biological process (GO): protein phosphorylation
Molecular function (GO): protein kinase activity; ATP binding
Source: RefSeq, a predicted model, not a curated record